Molecule: messenger RNA, 5022 nt
Organism: Larimichthys crocea (large yellow croaker)
Lineage: Eukaryota; Metazoa; Chordata; Actinopteri; Sciaenidae
Gene: fbxo30a
Product: F-box protein 30a
Exons: 3
Coding region: 319-2520 (733 amino acids)
Molecular function (GO): protein binding; ubiquitin protein ligase activity; zinc ion binding
Source: RefSeq, a predicted model, not a curated record
CCGCUCUCUCCCUCCCUCCCCCCUCUCGCCUCUCCGGGAUCAACACAAACGCCGCCUGGUCCUCUUCAGACCAACGAAGGACCCGAGCUCGGAGGGGAACCAGCUGCAGCCGGUUCGUGUCAGAAGAAGCUUUCGGGGACCCGGUUCGACACCGCGGGCGUCUCUCUAAGUUCGGGGCUGUUUGCUGGAUGUCCACGGAGCUGAUAUAAGUCCAUAAAACGGGUUGGACACGUCCCCCUCCUCCUCCUCCACCUUUCUCCCCCCCUGCCAGAACCAGUCGGACAAGGAGCAGCACAGUUAAAAACAAACACACAAAAAAUGGAGAGCCUACACUCCCAUUGCCUUAAGUGCAUCAACAGAAGAUGCAUGGUAAGGCCAGAGGCCGGCGUUUGCUGCGACCUCAUCGGCUGUCCGCUCGUCUGCGGGGCGGUUUUCCACUCGUGCAAACUGGAGGAGCACCGGCUGCUGUGUCCCUACGAGCGGCUGCCGUGCCUCAACAGCGGAUUCGGCUGCCCGUUCACCAUCGCGAGGAUCAAGAUGGCGAAGCACCUGGAGACGUGUCCGGCGAGCAUAGUGUGUUGCACCAUGGAGUGGAAUCGCUGGCCCGUGAGCUACUCGGAUCGCAAGUCCUACGAAAACUUGAGCAAAGACUUUGACGAGGUGGAGCAGUUGGACAUGGCCUUGGCCCUGCAGGACCAGAGGAUGUUGUUGGAGUCCCUGAAGGUUACGACGAUGGUGUCGAAGAACGGAGAUAAGGAGGCGGAUGAAAGUGACAAAAUGGCCACGGCGUCCGGCCUACCAGAGGCUGUGUUUGGCAACGGAAGUAUGGAAAUGGAAGACGAGCCCUAUAACGAGUUGUACAGAGCGUCGGAGACGAGCAGAAGUUUAGCCGUGGCCUUGGAUAUCCUCUCUAAUUCCAAGGACAUGGGUGCGAUUGUUGGAAAUUUAAACGGCGAAAAGACGGACAAGAACGGAGCCCUCCGCAACGGAGAUAACGGAGAUAGUCACAACGUUUAUGUCGCCGACGGUGGGAAGAAUGUAGACAUGCAAGAGAGUGACUCUGAUUCAGAGUGCGAACUCGGAGCUGUAGGUGGAGCGGACUGUGCGGUGGGGACGGAUGGGGAAGACGGUAUCGGCUGGGCAGACGAAAGCGAUUUUGUGGAGUUGUUUUUUGAGGAGAAGGAAGACUCUAUCGAGGAGCCGAUAAAUGAUUCCGACCUCGUCUGGCCUGAGAUGCCUCAGGACUACAUGCCUGUCAUAGCCCUGGAACGUCCCAUGCCUCAACAGGCGCCUCCAAUGCCAUUCCUGCUGUCUGAUCACGUGAGAAAUAACUUCUUACAUCACUUACCUACUGAGCUCAGGUACAGGUGUUUGGAGCGUAAACUACAGAAUGUAGAAGUGCUCAGAGGAAUAAGUAUGUUUACAUUUAACGGGCGUCGGGCGCUGCUGUCAGACCCGUACUUGUUUCGCGCAAAGAUGGAGGACAAGGCAGUCGACACAUCCGACCUGGAGGUGGUAGAUGACCCCAUGGGCCUCCACGGCAUCGAUCUCAUCACUGCAGCUUUGCUCUUCUGCCUCGGGGACUCUCCAGGAGGCAGAGGAAUCUCAGACAGCAGGUUUGUCGACGGCUACCACAUUGACUUUGGUACUCAGACAUUCUCCUUCCCUUCAGCCAUUCUCGCAACCAACACCAUGGUGGGAGACAUCGCCUCCGCCUCAGCCUGCGAUCACGCCAGCCCACAGCUUUCCAACCCGAGCCCCUUCCACACCCUCCGACUGGACCUGGUGCUCGAAUGCGUGGCUCGAUACCAAACAAAGCAGCGCUCCAUGUUCACGUUCGUGUGCGGGCAGCUGUUCCGGCGGGACGAGUUCUCCUCUCAUUUCAAAAACGUUCACGGCGACAUUCACGCCGGGCUCAACGGCUGGAUGGAGCAACGCUGCCCCUUGGCCUACUACGGCUGCACCUACUCCCAAAGACGAUUCUGCCCGUCUGUACAGGGCUUCAGAAUCAUCCACGACAGGCACCUGGGCUCGUUUGGGGUUCAGCCCGGUUUGCCCUUAAAAACCGGGGACGGCCUCCCAAGAAACGCCUGCCGCUUCAGCUCUCCGUGCGAUCAGUUCAGCAACCUUCCGUCCGAGGUGUUGCAGCACGUAGCAGGCUUCCUGGACAGCUUCAGCUUGUGCCAACUGUCCAGAGUGUCCCGCACCAUGAGGGACAUUUGUGCCAGUCUGCUUCAGAUGCGUGGCAUGGUCGUCCUGCUGUGGGAGAAGAAACGACGUGCUGAUGGCUCUCCUUCAUGGCAGAUCACAGACAAGGUGUGGAGAUUCAGCACAGCCUUCGGUACGGUGAACGAGUGGAAGUUUGCCAACAUCGCCAGCAUGGCCGACCACCUCAAGAAGUGCAAGUUCAACACGAUCACUCGGCGGGAAGAGGCGAUCCCUCUGCCGUGCAUGUGUUUCACCAGAGAGCUCACGAAAGAGGGAAGGUGUUUACGCUCAGUCCUCAAACCAGUAGCCUAAGUGUUUUUUUUUUCUAAGACGAGACCAUUAGAACUCAGAUACACAUGUGUUCUCCUGCGUGUUUACAGACGUUUGUCUCUUCCAGCCUCGGAAAGAUAGAAAACCCCUGGUUGAACGUUAUAAACUGGUUCACGGUGGAAAAAAACAAAACGAAUCCUCACUCCCAUAAAUAAGACAAAGCCAGUAGUGGGCCGAUUUCUACUUGAGUGGACGUACUGUGAAGCCGUGUAUCUUCCCCUCUGAUGGACUGAAGUUGUACCCGUAUCUACUCUGACAUUGUGUAAAUAAUCAGAUGUUUUGAUGUAGAAUUUUUUUAUUAUUUUUCUAUCAAAAAGUCAGUACUGUGCUCCAGCGGAGGUGAGAGUCAGAGCCUUAACUUAUGCUAUUUUCUAGUCAUGAGGUCGUCCUGAAACAUCUCAGUGAGAUUUCUCAGUUUACUGGCAUCGUGCACGGUUUUUAUAUCUCCUCCUGAUGCCUACAGUGACCACGUGUGUGCCGCUCAGAGCUCCUUUUUUUAGAUUUCAUGGCUUUUAAUUCUACAUUUUUAAGACUGACCAAACAUCUGUGGUAGCUGUGCACAAAGUUGUGCCAUUUUACAGGUUUUCACUGUGGGUGUUUGAUUUUUGUUCACCAGCGUACGGCACGUCACCGUCAUACGAUAGUGUGCCUCGUAACAAAGGUGGUCCAUCUCCCUCCUUGCUUCUGUCACCUCUGACUUAACAGGCUGGCUUUGUUAGUCAGGUGAGAGAUGAAGUAACUCUAUUCUUCAGCCAAAUCGUCCGUGGUCGGCUUGUGGUUCGUCUGUUCUACCAGCUAUCUUUUUUUUUUUUUUUUUAACGAGUAACCAGCAAUUAUUUGUAGGUUGUUUUUAUACAGAAAUCUAAAUGUAGCAGGAAAAACGAUGAAUGUACUCAGUGAUUACAAGAAUCCACCCGUGACUGUGGUCGGCGUGUGGUUUCCUCCCUUCAGUGUCAGACCUCAUGAAAGCCUGCAGGCCAGGUGUUUUUUAGAAAUCUAACGGGCACACACACUCACCUCCAUGAACGAGUAUCGCUAACUAAUUAUUUAUCAUGGUCGUGUGUUAUCGGCACUACAUGUCCACUGUCUUCAGAUGCUGCUGGCUUCUCAGGGUUGUAGAAUGAGGCUUUGUCUCACUGAUUUCGCCGCAGAUUAUCGGUGUUAGCGUAUUCGUUAUCCAAUGUGUGCGGAUGUGGAAACUGUUUGUUUUUUUGGGGGGGUGUAUAAUGCAGAAAAAAAAGCUUGUGGUAAUAUAUCUGUGUCACUGCAAAGUUUAUCCAGGAGAGUUAGAGUAAGUAGCUUUCUGAGUAUUGGUGCAGAGUUACAGUGGUGCAGAAUCCACAGUCAAAAAUAUUCAGUUUAUUGGCUGCCACGUUGGUAAUCUGUGAGUUUUUCCUCUCUGAAAUCAGCAUCAUAACAGCCUUUUUAAAAAUCCCACAUCAGUUGGACUCAAUAGAUAGAUGUGUGUAGCAAAAAAACGACACGACGACGUGUCAACUACUUGAUUAUCAGUGGAGUCUAAGAAGUGACCGGCGUACCGCUCAGUAUUAUAAUGACGUAACAGCGUGUGUUGCAGUGCCGGACUAACGGAUGAGAUGUUUUGGAGUUUGUCAUCCAUCAGCAUCGUGUUCAGGCUGUCACCUAUCAAACUUAUUAACCGUUUAAGGAUUAAGACACGAGGCCUAACGACACGAGAAACCUUUGCUCCCUCGCGUGAGGAAAUGGACUGAAAUGUUGCACAACGUAGAAUGCAAAGUCAAAAAAAAGUGACCGAUGAGAAGAAAUGGAUAUUCCUUUUGAGAAAGAAAAAAUGUGUGUUUUUGUUUUUAUAUUUUUGAAGUGUGAUGCAAAAGCCCAAGUGAUGUCAGAACUAAGCUGUGUUUUUACUCUAAUAAGUCCCAAUGUUUGGUUUAUUUCUUAUCAAUUUUGUUUUGUACUGGUACUUUUAUUUUGAAAGGAAAAAUAAUCUGCCUCUGUAAUGUCUGGAUUUUGAAUUACUGAUUUGCACAUGAAGGCAUGUACUGUAAAAUCAUGAUGUUGAGGAGGUGUUUGGUUUUUUGUUUUUUGUUUUUGCAUGUGAGUUUGAAAAAUGAUCAGUCAGUCCAAUUCAUUUAUAGUUUGUUUCUCAGGCACAGUGCGUCAUUAGAAAACAUCUUCAUAUUAACUGUUACAUUUUCUAAAGCCAGAUCUGUUCACAUGCUCUCAAUCUUUAGGUUUUGACAGACGGACUGACCUAAACAUUAAAACACAUAAUUAAGACAAAUAUAUUGUCUGUACCACAUCUGUUGUGUUAUUUUUGUUGUUGUUGUUUUUGUAUUGCGGUCUUUAAAGGCACCUGGAGUGUGUCAACACUUUUCAGCAUUUUAAGUUUUUGGUUUCACUCCUGCUGAAGUGUAUUUUUCACCACGAAAUGCCAGCUUCAUUUGUUUGACUUUGAAGCAUUUUAAUAAAGAGGUUCUUGGUUUUUAAGUGUUGAUUUGUUUA